AUGAUUAACGUAGAAACAAACAUGAAAUUACUGUUCUGUUUGUUCUUCGCCCUGUGUUCCGAUUCUUAUAAUUUUUUGGUUUUUUGUCCACUUUUUGGGCAUAGUCACACUACAUUUUUUGCGAAAAUAGCUGAUACUUUAACAUACGCAGGGCAUAAUGUGACAUUUUUCACUCCAACAAUUGUACGGAAGUUUUCAAAAAUCCAGUAUGUCAAAUCAAUAACGCACGUUCUUCAACUAGAUCCUAGUGAUAGACUCGUCAAACUUGGAAGCAUGUUUGAAGAGAAGGACGUAUCCAAGUUUUGGUACCGUGACUCAUCACUCUCCGAAAUGCUCCCCAUGAUUGAUACUUUCAAUAAUAUGUUUGUUGAGCAAGCGGCUGUAAUUAGUCGGAAUCUGCAUGUUUUGGAUGAUCUCAAAGAAAUGAAUUUCGAUGUAAUGAUUUUCGAACAUUUUGUAGAACCUGCUUACCUGGUGCUUGACUAUUUGGAGAUUCAAAAGUUUAUACCUGCAACAUCUCUAGCUUUUGAUUACAACAUGGUGAAAUCCAUUGGAGAACCCCUGAUGCUGAGUACAGUUCCUUUGCCAACGUCAGAAUAUUCUGACAGAAUGUCUCUACCUCAAAGGCUGAUUAAUGCAAUCAAUCCUUUAAUUUUUGACAAUUUGAUCCCAAAAAACAAAUAUCGGUCAUAUCGUCCACCAUAUGCACCAAUUAACACCAAAUCCAUUGAGCCAUUUUGCUCGGCAGUAUUCACAAAUUCCAAUCCAUACAUCGACUAUCCACGUGCAACUCUUGAAAAAAACGUUCAAGUUGGAGGCAUUUCAGUUGAUAUUGAUAAACUGAAAAGCCAAAAAGUUAGCAACGAAUGGGAUGCAGUGCUUAAUUUAAGACCGAAAACUGUUCUAGUCUCGUUUGGCUCAAUUAUGUUGUCAAAAGAUAUGCCAAUCAAUAAUAAAAUAACAAUAGCUACAGUAUUGGGCAAGUUUCCCGAUGUGACUUUUAUUUGGAAAUACGAGACAAACGAUACAAGUUUUGCCAAUGGAACUGAGAAUAUUCACUUUUCUAAUUGGGUGCCACAAACUGCACUUUUAGCUGACCCACGUCUAAGUGCAUUCUUUACUCAUGCUGGUUUAGGAAGUGUUAAUGAAGUCAGUUACCUGGGGAAACCAACUAUUAUGUGUCCAAUAUUUGCUGAUCAAAUGAGAAAUGCCAAAAUGCUGGCAAGGCAUAAUGGAUCAAUCGAGAUUUCGAAGUACGAUUUGUCAAAUGGAGAUAAAAUUGAAGAAGCAUUGAGUAAAAUAUUGUUUGAUGAAUCGUACAAAACUGCGGCGGAAAAGCUGGCGCAUCAGCUUGCAAAUCAGCCUGUGAAGCCAAAGGAGUUGCUAGUCAGGCAUGCGGAGUUUGCGGCUCAGUUUGGCCAUCUUCCAUCUUUGGACCCACAUUCUCGUCAGAUGUCAUUUAUUCAAUAUUUCCUAAUUGAUCUUACUGCCAUAAUACUUUCCACUGUAAUUUUAUUUCUAUUCGUCCUGUUUAAAUUAGGAAAACUAAUGUAUAGCAAACUGCCUUUUAAUUUGUCCUUGGUCAAACAAAAGACUAACUAAAUCUUAUUUUAUUCCACAAUUACGGUGUUUAUUGUGUUCAUUUUUGUUAUGCUUUAAAUAAACUUAUUCUGAUAGG
Messenger RNA from Caenorhabditis elegans, 1678 nucleotides. It is a transcript of the gene ugt-36, whose product is annotated as glucuronosyltransferase. The coding region runs from base 1 to 1602 and encodes 533 amino acids. Gene Ontology annotation, molecular function: glucuronosyltransferase activity; UDP-glycosyltransferase activity. The record is from RefSeq and is marked reviewed. Lineage: Eukaryota; Metazoa; Nematoda; Chromadorea; Rhabditida; Rhabditidae. Gene Ontology annotation, cellular component: membrane. The transcript is spliced from 9 exons.